AUGGAUGCAUCAUCCAGCUACGUCUUGUUUUCCAAGGACGAGGGCAGGACGGAAGGUCUCUCCCAGUUCACCAUCUUCUUCGGGCGUCGAGACUCCCUGGUGCUCGGGUUUAUGGUCAGCCCGCCCCGCUCGAGUCGGGAGCAAUACGGAUCCCUCUCGCAAGUUGUUGUGCUCAUCGAUGACCACUGGGAAGCGGUCGAUUGGGUGGGCGUCGAGGCAGUCCUGGCCCGUUUGCCGACUGCAGUCCCGGUGGACGUUAUCCUUGGGCGACAUUCCCUUCCACAUGAAGAGGAGGAGCUGCAGGCUCGUAUGCCGAGAAGGAGAGCCACAUUGCAGCGCAUGAUGAGCGACCUCGAUAAGGUCAAGAUGGUGAAAGAAUUUUGGGGGAGUACAUGAUCACUUCAAGCGAUUCAGUUCUGUUAUGACGUCCUGUAUUCGA
This is a messenger RNA of Phanerochaete carnosa HHB-10118-sp, 439 nucleotides long. RefSeq lists its product as uncharacterized. The transcript is spliced from 2 exons. Bases 1 to 396 code for a protein of 131 amino acids. Lineage: Eukaryota; Fungi; Basidiomycota; Agaricomycetes; Polyporales; Phanerochaetaceae. The record is from RefSeq and is a predicted model, not a curated record.